AUGAGGCUAAUUAACACCUCAACACUGCAACUCGAAGACUUCUUCGACUCGGAUCUCCCCAAAUACGCCAUCCUCUCACACACCUGGGGCCCCGAAGAGGUCACCUUUCAAGAGUGGCUGCUAUGGCAAGAAGACGACCUCGGCUCCCGCAAGCGCACAAACUCCAAGCGCGGGUUCCAAAAGAUUGCAAACACGUGCCGCAUCGCCCGUCAGGAGGGCAUCAGCCACGUCUGGGUCGAUACCAACUGCAUCGACAAGAAGAGCAGCGCCGAGCUCUCCGAGGCCAUCAACUCCAUGUUCGCCUGGUACCGCGGCGCGUCCAUCUGCUACGUCUACCUGGAAGACCUCGAGCCCGGCGGGGCAGCGAGGGCCGAUCUGCGUCAGUGCCGGUGGUUCACGAGGGGCUGGACGCUACAGGAGCUGCUGGCGCCCGCGGACAUGACCUUUUACGAUGGCACGUGGGAGCCCAUCGGGACCAAGGAGACACUGGCGUACCCCAUCGCUUCCAUCACGGGCAUCGACGUCGACGUCCUCAUCUACCCGCAGACCCUCUCCUCCGCCUGCGUCGCCAAGAGGAUGUCGUGGGCGUCCAGCCGGCAGACGACGCGGACCGAGGACACGGCGUACUGCCUUCUCGGCAUUUUCCAGAUUCAUAUGCCUCUUCUCUACGGCGAGGGCCACGAGGCCUUUCGCAGACUACAGGAAGAAAUUAUGAAGGUCUCGACGGACCAGAGCCUCUUUGCGUGGGACUGGACCGAGAAGACGAUGGACCCCCGCCGCGACCUCUGGGUCACUCUACUGGCGCCGCAUCCCUCUGCGUUCUCCGGUUGUGGGCAGGUCGUCAAGUGCAGGACCGCUGCGGACGACAACUGGUCCGUGGGAAAGGAAUUCACAAUGACGAACUUGGGUUUGAGCAUGACGCUGCCACUCAUCAAGACGACAUCCUCGACAACGGUGUACGCGGCCAUCAACUGCAGGCACGAUAUCAAGGACCACGACGACACGGUCAUCUGUAUCCCGCUCUGGACCACGUCCUUCACGUCGACGUUUGGACGGCACAGGUCGAGACCGCAGGCAAACCUGCCGAUCCCGCUGGCUAACGUAUCGAUGCCCGCCCGGUAUGCUGCUCGCCGCCAACAGCAGCAGCAAUCCGGUCGCGGUUCUUCAGCCUCGGUGUCAUACUUCCCUCGCUUCUCGGAGCUGCCGGGCUUCAAGAUGUCAAGAUCCUUUCACAAACAGGUUCUACCAGUGUACGAUGCUAAGCCGGACAAGCCACCAGAAUUACUCUUCCAGCUAUUUUCCUCUAACGACGCGUUGGAGUCGUGGCAGGUGGGCGACGACGCGGAGGCUGAUCCGCAGGAGUACUUACAGACGGCGGCGCACGCGAGCAAGACGUUUGCGAAUAAGGAGGUGCACGCGUUCUGUGUGAAUCUCGUCAACCACGGCGGCGGCAGCAGCAGCACUAGUAGCAGUAGUAAUGGCAGCCGUAACGGCAACGGCGCCGGGCUCAGCAGGCCGCGGCGAUGGUGUCUCAUCAUCAUGUGGUGCGAGGCGUCCGGGUGGAAGAGGGUAUUCUUCCGGGAGGACAAGGGUAAGAAUCUUUCGCCGCCGCACGUGAGGAAGCGGUUCAUGGACUUUCUGCUCGAGACGUCGUGGUUUGCGUUGCAUGGGGAUACUGCGACGUGUGAUGGGUUAAAGGUUGAGGUCGGGAUGAAGCAUGAUCCUCCGCGGGAUGGGUAUUGUCCGGUCGUGCCAUUGUAUUUUGAUAAAGACCAUUAA
Molecule: messenger RNA, 1779 nt
Organism: Colletotrichum abscissum
Lineage: Eukaryota; Fungi; Ascomycota; Sordariomycetes; Glomerellales; Glomerellaceae
Product: HET domain-containing protein
Exons: 1
Coding region: 1-1779 (592 amino acids)
Source: RefSeq, a predicted model, not a curated record